Staurois parvus is the source of this 567-nucleotide messenger RNA. The record is from the annotation of a GenBank genome assembly. Lineage: Eukaryota; Metazoa; Chordata; Amphibia; Anura; Ranidae.
UACACUAUAUUGCCAAAAGUAUUGGGCCGUCCCUCCAAAUCAUUAGAUUCAGGUGUUCCAAUCCCCCCCAUGGACACAGGUGUAUACAAUCAAGCCCUAGUCAUGCAGACUGCUUCUACAAACAUUGGUGAAAGAAUGGGUCGCUCUCAGGAGCUCAGUGACUCCAAGCGUGGUCCCAUGAUAGGUGGCCACCUGGGCAAUAAGUCCAUCUGUGAUAUUUCCUGGCUACUAAAUAUUCCACGCUCAACUGUUGGUGGGAUUAUAACAAAGUGGAAGCAACUGGGAACAACAGCCACUCAGCCACCAAGUGGUAGGCCACGUCACAUGACAGGGCGGGGUCAGCGCAUGCUGAAGCGCACAGUGCGCAGAAGUCACCAACUGUCUGCAGAGUCAAUAGCUAAAGACCUCCAAACUUGGUGUGACCUUCAGAUGAGCCCAACAACAGUGCGUAGAGAGCUUCAUGGAAUGGGUUUCCAUGGCCGAGCAGCUGCAUCCAAGCCUUCCAUCACCAAGUGCAAUGCAAAGCGUCGGAUGCCGUGGUGUAAAGCACGCCGCUACGGGACUCUA